Guyanagaster necrorhizus is the source of this 789-nucleotide messenger RNA. RefSeq lists its product as uncharacterized. The coding region runs from base 244 to 789 and encodes 181 amino acids. The record is from RefSeq and is a predicted model, not a curated record. The transcript has 5 exons. NCBI's taxonomy places the organism in Eukaryota, Fungi, Basidiomycota, Agaricomycetes, Agaricales, Physalacriaceae.
AAAUACCCCCCACCCGUCGACCAUCUUCCUACCGAACUUCUCCUCACCAUCUUUUCCAAUCUUUGUCCAGCAAUAUGGAGACACGUAACACCAAUUCGUUUCUUGCUCAUCUGCUCCCGCUGACGCACCAUCGCCUACGCCUUGUCCAAUUUCUGGUCGUCCAUCUUUAUUGGAGGUUGGUGCGACACCGAAAUUAUUGGCGCCUAUCUUACCCAUUCACAUCGCAAUGCGCUGGACAUUUCUAUGCACGUCCCCAACGAAGAAACGUUUAUGAAUGAGUGCUUCCAAAUGCCUGAACCAUCCGCGGAAGCAAAUCUGCAAUCGAUUCCCAAAGAGGUAUUCGCCGCUCGGUAUUUUCAAAUUUGGGGCGAACAAAAGGAAACAUUCACUUUCACUUCACCGCUUUUCAAUUCUGACCAGGCUACUAAUGACUUGAUGGUCACAGUGGAGAGACGAUCGUCUGCCUCGCAUCCAGGUCCUCAUAUGCUUUCGCACUACCAGAAAUGGAGAAGACACAAUUCACCCUCCGAAUCCUUCCAGACACACAUCGAGACCGACGAGUCAAUCCGCCUUACAGCAUCGACCCUCCGUGUACCAGAGAACCAGCACACGGACGCCUCUAUAGAAGUCCUUAUGAAGACAAGUGGUUCUGCCUCCUUCGGAUCAACCGUUGCGUUGCCCGGCAAUUAUGGGAGUAUUCGCGGCACUGCGUUCCCCGGCGUACUACGUGGAACUCAUCAGGCCUUGCAAGCGGUGCUGAAAUGUACGAUUCAAUCCGGUAUCAAGUAA